Peniophora sp. CBMAI 1063 is the source of this 1116-nucleotide messenger RNA. NCBI's taxonomy places the organism in Eukaryota, Fungi, Basidiomycota, Agaricomycetes, Russulales, Peniophoraceae. The record is from the annotation of a GenBank genome assembly.
AUGUCGAACGCGAAGGACGCGGAUUAUAAGAAUGUGGCAUUGGAGGAGGAGGAUAUCGUAGAGAUGCGUAAAGCUGUCGCAACAGGCAGCGUAAAACCUGAGGUUGCAACGAAUAGCGUACCGCCAAUCGUAUGCUAUUGCUUUGCGUCAAUCCUGAUGACUGUCGUGAACAAGUUCGUGGUAUCAGGCGCGAACUUCAGCAUGAACUUCCUCCUACUCUGCAUCCAGAGCGCCGUCUGCAGUGCCUGCGUCUACGGUGUCAAACGUGCCGGCAUCAUAUCUUUCCGGGAUUUCGACAUGAAAGACGCGAAGAUGUGGUUCCCGAUCAGCUUCAUGCUCGUCCUCGUGAUCUACACCGGCUCCAAGUCCUUGCAAUACCUCAGCAUCCCCGUAUACACCAUCUUCAAGAACUUGACGAUUAUUCUCAUCGCGUAUGGAGAGGUCAUCUGGUUCGGUGGACGCGUGACGGCGCUCACGUUCGUUUCGUUCAUUCUCAUGGUCGUUUCCUCGAUUAUUGCUGCAUGGUCCGAUGUAAAGGGCGCAGCGGAGACGGCACCUGGCACGGGCGUCGGCCUGGGAGCAGUAACGGACGCCGUGCGCAACUUAAACGCAGGCUACUUCUGGAUGCUCAUCAACUGUCUCGCAUCGGCUGGCUACGUUUUGACGAUGCGCAAGCGCAUCAAAGCCACCGGAUUCAGCGACUGGGACUCCAUGUUCUACAACAACCUGCUUUCCGUACCCGUCCUCAUCGUCUUCUCCCUCAUCUUUGAGGACUGGGGAUCUGAGAACCUGGCCAAGAACUUCCCGGCGGAGUCACGCAACUUGCUAUUGUUUGCCAUCGCGUUCUCUGGCGCUGCCGCCGUUGGCAUUUCAUACACAACGGCAUGGUGCAUCCGUGUAACAAGCAGCACGACCUACUCCAUGGUCGGCGCGUUGAAUAAGCUCCCCGUUGCCGCCUCCGGCAUGAUCUUCUUCGGCGACGCAGUAACCUUCGGCAGCGUGAGCGCGGUGGGCACCGGUUUCCUUGCCGGGAUCGUCUAUGCGGUCGCGAAGAACAACCAGAAGAAGGCCGAAGCUGCAGAGCCUGUUAUCCCGCUCACAACGCGCAAACCAUAA